Messenger RNA from Angiostrongylus costaricensis, 1137 nucleotides. The record is from the annotation of a GenBank genome assembly. NCBI's taxonomy places the organism in Eukaryota, Metazoa, Nematoda, Chromadorea, Rhabditida, Metastrongylidae.
AUGUACAUCCUCUGUGCCUUACAGCUUCGUACUCGUCGUCAUACUUGCGGAUGUGCAACACAGCAACCACAAUGUGUUUGUAUAGCUGUCGUCGAACUCAGUACUCAACAGAACUGCCAAUGUGCUCAGCCACAAGCAGCGCCAAGUUGUCAGUGUUAUCCUCAACAGCAAAUCAACCAAUGUCCACCAGUAUGCCAAUCAACAUGCGUUGAUUCAUGUGUGCAGCAACAGCAACCAUUAGUUCAAUGCCAGCAGGCUUGCAGUAAUACCUGUCAGACGGCUUGCAACCAACCAGUGCAACUACAACCUCUACAACAGCAACAACAAUGUAUUCAACAGUGCAACGUCGCCUGUCAGCAGCAGCAAAACCAGCCAGCUUGCCUACAAACCUGCCAGACAAGCUGUCUACCAAACGAGUACGGUCAGCAGAUUUACAACACUCCUGGCUACUUGCCGAGCAGUACCCUGCCACCAAUUACAUACCCCGCAACAGUGGUGACGCCACCACCGUAUCUACCGUAUCGUGAAGGACAGAAUGAGUGUCAACAAUGCAUGAAUGCUUGCAUGAAUGAAUGUUCAACUGCCGGACAACCACCACAAUCGUGUCAGCCACAAUGCGAACAGAACUGUCGACCACUUUGUCAGCAACAGCCAAUACAGCAACCACAACCGUAUCAACCUUAUCGUCCAUAUAGUCCGGUACAACAGUCGGUACAAUGUCCUCCAGGUUGUCAACCAGCUUGCUUGCCAACAUGUGUUCCACAAGUGCAGAAUCAACAGUACCAGCAGCAACAAUACCUGCAACAACAGUACCAACAGCUGCAAUACCAACAGCAGCAGUACCAGCAGCAGUACCAGCAGCAGCUUCAACAGCCAACUCGAAAUAAAGUGAUACUAACUAUUAAUGUGCCGAUCUCAUCGUCAUCUGCUCAAUGUCAACCACAAUGCGAACAAAUCUGCAACACGCAGUGCGUACAACAGAAUCAGGUGCCGUGGAUUAUCAUCAACGGUGUUCGAGACAGACAAGUUGAACACAAUCUGCAACGAGUGCUAUGCAUACGAUAUUUGAAACCACGUCCCGACACUUGUGCUCACUAUGAACCUGAUCUCACGGAGAAGUCACGUGAGAUACUCUGA